UUUACCGCAAAAAUCAUCAAUAUAUGAUCCUACAUGAAUUUUCACUUUCGCCGGCAGCAUUCGGCGAAUAGUUGAGUAAAUUCGUUUGUGGUGUAUUAGUAUUUUCCAAUGUAGUACAGUGAGGAGUAGUGGUGGUGCAGAACAGUGUAGAACUGUGGAGAAACAGAACUCGACAGAAUCAUACAGACAACCGCAAGAUCCGUAAAUAGAAUCCUUGCAAAUCCUGGGAAAGAUCGAAUCAUAUCCUCCAAAUCCUGAAAAACAAUUUACGUAUCGCUCCAAUUAUGUUCGCAGCAAGACGUAUUCUGGUCUCCAAACCAACCAAGAAUGUAUUUGCAAGAUCAAAGCAUUCACUUCCGAAUUUGCCAUACGAUUAUAAGGCUCUGGAACCCAUCAUAUCCACUGAGAUCAUGGAGCUCCAUCAUUCCAAACAUCAUGCAACCUAUAUUAACAAUCUAAAUGUCGCCGAAGAAAAAAUGGAGGAGGCGAUUGCAAAAGGCGACAUCAAUACACAAAUUGCCCUGGGCCCGGUUAUCAAAUUCAAUGGUGGUGGUCAUAUCAAUCAUUCAAUUUUUUGGUGCAAUCUUUCACCCAAUGGUGGAAAUCCAGAUGCUGCCCUUUCGAAGCAAAUCAAUAAAGAUUUUGGCUGUAUGGAGGAAAUGAAGAAGUCCUUAUCUCAGAUUACCAUAGCAAUUCAAGGCUCUGGUUGGGGUUGGCUCGGAUACGAUAAGAAGACUAAGUCGCUGAGGAUAGCGACUUGUGCGAAUCAAGAUCCAUUACAAGCUACUACUGGUCUCAUUCCUCUCUUCGGUAUCGACGUGUGGGAACACGCUUAUUAUUUACAAUAUAAGAACGUACGACCUGUUUAUGUGGAAGCAAUCUUCGACAUUAUUAACUGGAAGGAUGUAAAUGCGCGCUUCAAAAAUAUCACUGGUUGUUAAAGCUCAACAAAAUCAUUUAGCAUUUAAAUCCGUUUUUUAGAUAUUAACGUAAUGUAACGUAAUGUUUCUAUUAGGAUUGAACGAUAUCAAGAAUAUAAUCAGUAAUUCUCCUGAUUUUUAUAUUUUUUUUUCUACACUGUAUCCGAAAUGACGUAAUCGAGUAACAAGUAAAACAAGUGUGAAAAAUAUGUGAAUGUAAAAAUAUAUUUACUUAGAGUAAGACAUUUCCUUAUCCUUAAUAUAAAAUAUAACUAUUCUGUAUCUCGAAAAUGAUAAAUUAAGGAAAUGCGUGAUUUGAAAAUAGUCAUAUUCUCACAUUUUCUAUACUUUUUCUUUGCUUUUCAGUUGCUAUGAAAAGAAAAUUAAACUAUAAAGAUUUCUAAUCCUACCUUUUGAUAAAUUAUAUAAUUAUUUCUAUAAUAAUCAUCAAUGGAGGAUUUAGUAUAUAAUACUGAAGAAACAAACUUAUGAUAAAAAUACAUAAUUAGUUCAUUUUACCUGCUAAUUUUCUUAAAAUAUAUACUUUCAAAAUAAAGUUAUUAACGUAUUUAUUCUUUUAAAUUGUAAAAUUGUAUGCAGAAAUUGUAUUCUAUGAACAUUGCUGACAGAGAAAUUUAAUAUAUUUAAAAAUUAUAGAGAAUUUAUCUCACUUUUACUUGAUAAAAUAAAACGAAAGGUAUAUAUGAAAAUAAAUAGAAAGUGU
Molecule: messenger RNA, 1644 nt
Organism: Atta colombica
Lineage: Eukaryota; Metazoa; Arthropoda; Insecta; Hymenoptera; Formicidae
Gene: Sod2
Product: superoxide dismutase [Mn], mitochondrial
Exons: 3
Coding region: 285-941 (218 amino acids)
Biological process (GO): superoxide metabolic process
Cellular component (GO): mitochondrion
Molecular function (GO): superoxide dismutase activity; metal ion binding
Source: RefSeq, a predicted model, not a curated record